Molecule: messenger RNA, 2212 nt
Organism: Monopterus albus (swamp eel)
Lineage: Eukaryota; Metazoa; Chordata; Actinopteri; Synbranchiformes; Synbranchidae
Product: cyclin-Y-like protein 1
Exons: 10
Coding region: 776-1801 (341 amino acids)
Biological process (GO): regulation of cyclin-dependent protein serine/threonine kinase activity
Molecular function (GO): protein kinase binding
Source: RefSeq, a predicted model, not a curated record
GUUCUGGUCAAUUUGACACCCGAGUCGUGUAUCCUGCAAAUGCGAAGAAAUGAAAGCUAACGCUGGCUAUAUUUAUAAAAUUUCUGUAUCCAAUAACUUUCCGCUUCUUUAAUUAUUCUAGAAAUUUUUUUCAGUUAGCGAAUUUGUAUGGCAGCCUGGUAGGCUUGACCAGACUUGAACUGCGUGAAAAUGGAUUGAAGCCAAAAAUGGAUUGAAAUGCGGAAGCUAGCAUUAGCCGGCUAGCCAUGGAAGGGGACAGAGGAGGAUGUGACUUUGUAUUGUUAGCCUCUACUCAGUAAAAUGACUUAAAACAAUUGCCCAUCGUCCAGAACUGUUCAGUUCAUACGUGAAGUUAUAAUUCGUAUUAAAUGCGCAAGUGUUAUACUGCGCAUACGCCAUGAAUAUGUCAGCUUCCCUGCACAAACCGCAGGUCGCCAGUCGGCUGUCAACACAUAGGUUCUGCUCUGAGGCUAGCGUUCUCCAGCUUGCAGCCAAACACACAGACUUCACUGGUGCCUAAUACACCAAGCUAAAAUUAGGCAGUUUGAAAGACUUAAGUUUAAUCUUAAACCUGGUCCCACCACACUAUUCAUACAGUUUUAGUUUCAGAUUGAUUUGCUACUUGAAAGUUCUUCAUCAAAUUUUGUGUAAGUUGCAGACACCCUGCAGCCCAGGUGUUGCGUUUGCCCACGUGUUGUGAGUCAGACUACUAGGUGACCCCCUCUUAGUGUAUGGGAAUCAGUGCUGGCUGUAACAGGACUGUUGUUGGUCAACAAUGGGAGGUUCUGUGUCCUGCUGCAUCUCUCCUGGGGAGAGCCCAAAGAUCCGUAGGAGAGAAGUGGAGCUGGAGGAGUGUCCUAUCACCACCACCGAGGAUGUGAGUGAAGACACUGGGACCUAUCUGCAGCACAUCAGUGACAGGGAGCUACCAGAUGAACUGGCCCAAGAGGCCAACCCAUCAGACCACCCUAGAGCCAGUACCCUCUUCCUCAACAAGUCACAGACAGAUGUGCGUGAAAAAAGAAAAAGCAACUACAUGAAUCAUGUAUCCCCGGGGCUCCUGACCAAAAAGUACAGUUCCUGCUCAACGAUAUUCAUUGAUGAUAGCACAGUCAGCCAGCCCAACCUUAAGAGCACGAUCAAAUGCGUUGCAUUGGCCAUAUACUAUCACAUAAAAAACAGAGAUUCAGACCGCUCGCUGGACAUAUUUGAUGAGAAGAAACAUCCUCUGACGCGGGAAAAGGUUCCAGAUGACUACUCUGUGGUUGACCCAGAACACAAACUCAUCUACCGCUUCAUAAGAACGCUGUUCAGCUCAGCACAGCUAACUGCGGAGUGUGCCAUUGUCACUCUGGUGUACCUGGAAAGGCUGUUAACUUACGCUGAGAUGGACAUCUGCCCUUGUAACUGGAAGCGCAUCGCGCUCGGUGCCAUCCUGCUAGCCUCCAAGGUCUGGGAUGAUCAGGCUGUGUGGAAUGUCGACUACUGCCAGAUCCUCAAAGAUAUCACCGUGGAGGACAUGAACGAGAUGGAGCGCCACUUUCUGGAGCUGCUGCAGUUCAACAUCAAUGUACCCGCCAGUGUGUACGCCAAGUAUUACUUUGACCUGCGCUCACUGGCUGAUGACAAUAAUCUUAAUUUUCCUCUGGAGCCGCUUAGCAACAAGCGGGCCCAAAAACUGGAGGCCAUCUCCAGGCUGUGUGAGGACAAGUACAAGGACCUGAGUAAAUCUGCUAUGAGGAGAUCUGUCAGUGCAGACAACCUGAUUGGCACCAAGAACUCCCAGGCUGUGUUGUCUUAGGUCUGCAAGAAGGUGGAACACCAGCCUUAGAGUGACACUACAGGAUGUGAUGCCAUGCUCAAGAAGUUUAUGAAAAGACAAUUCCACAGUAUAUUACAUUCGUAUCAGUAGCCGAUACUUUACAGAAUGUUAAAUGUCGUGGGAGACACAAACCAGAAGUUUACCAUACAGUAUCUCUGAUAUAUAAUGAAUCCAGUCUCUGUGUUCAUUAUAAAAAUCUUGAGGUAACUGCCCUUAAAGCAUGGCAAUGUGAUGAAAGAUUUUGCAGACUGUCACUUAUUUCCCCUAAAUGAUGGAUGUCUAACUUUGGCUGGGAUUAGCAUGCACAUGUUUCCUGAAGUCAAACAAACUAAGGACCUCAUCUUCUGUUUUUAUAUACAUCAGCCAAUCCUUUGGGCAGUCGUUUCUGGC